AUUCCCUCUGGCUGCGGUUCCGAGAAUAGCCCGGAAGGAGGCAGGGUCCCGGCUAGAGAAGCGUGGCUCCAGAGUUGGGGGGUGUGCGGGGCGAGCCCGGGCGGGGGACGCUACCCAACAAGCAGGUUUGGGGAGACUCAAACCUUACAUUCUGAGUUUUUAAGCUUCUCUCCUCAAAGCGGGGAACUCACGAACGUUUCGUGAGCGGCUACGGUGUGCAGGGCACGGAGCGGAGCCCUAGGGUCACUGACUUGACCAGGACAGCCGAGCAGCUGCAGGAUCCGUCGUGUUCCCAGCAAUUUUCGUAUUUAAAAAUGCGUUGCCGUUGCUGUUGUUUUCUCUAUAUUGGAUGUCUUCGUGAAGAACCCUCAAAAGUGCGAUGAACUCCUCCCUGCCAGGGGGCGGCCGUGCGCUCUGAGCACAGCUUCCAGCGAAGCCGGCCAGGUCCUCCAGGGCACCGAGAGAGCCGGCCAGAACGGCGGCGCCCUAUCCCGGCCGCGGCAAUGUCUGACGGCGCCCCGGAACUGACGGUCUGGUACGCAGGGGCGCUCGGCGGCAACGGCGGCUUUAAACGUCAUCGCGGGCGCGACGCCCGAGGGGCGGUCUGGGGUUUGGCUGUCCGGAAGGUGCGGCGGCGAGACCGGCCGGGAAGAUGCCAGUGGCGGUGAUGGCGGAAAGUGCCUUCAGUUUCAAAAAGUUGCUGGAUCAGUGCGAGAACCAGGAGCUCGAGGCCCCUGGAGGAAUUGCUACACCCCCAGUGUAUGGUCAGCUUCUAGCUUUAUAUUUGCUCCAUAAUGACAUGAAUAAUGCAAGAUAUCUUUGGAAAAGAAUACCACCUGCUAUAAAAUCUGCAAAUUCUGAACUUGGGGGAAUUUGGUCAGUAGGACAAAGAAUCUGGCAGAGAGAUUUCCCUGGGAUCUAUACAACCAUCAACGCUCACCAGUGGUCUGAGUCGGUCCAGCCAAUUAUGGAAGCACUUAGAGAUGCAACAAGGAGACGUGCCUUCGCCCUGGUCUCUCAAGCGUAUACUUCAAUCAUCGCUGAUGAUUUUGCAGCCUUUGUUGGACUUCCUGUAGAAGAGGCUGUGAAAGGUAUAUUAGAACAAGGAUGGCAAGCUGAUUCCACCACAAGAAUGGUUCUGCCCAGAAAGCCAGUUGCAGGGGCCCUGGACGUUUCCUUUAACAAGUUUAUUCCCUUAUCAGAGCCUGCUCCAGUUCCCCCAAUACCCAAUGAACAGCAGUUAGCCAGACUGACGGAUUAUGUGGCUUUCCUUGAAAACUGAUUUAUCACUGAGUUCAAGAUUCAUCUUCAGAAUCCUGUAUACUGACAAAUAUCGAAAUGUAAAGUUUGUAUUUUCAGUUUAUUGGAUGGCUUAAGCACCUCAGCAUUCCUUACUGAGUAUGUGAUAAAAUACAUAUAGAAUAUAAAAUAUACUGUAUACAUUUCGUCCUUAAACAUUAUGCUGAAUAGUUGUUGAAACAGUUCUCAUUUUGUAAUACUUAAUAAUCUGGAUGGAGCCCGUCAGUAUUACAGUUAAUUUGUUUUCUGGUGACUCAUAAAAUAAGAUUUCUUGUUUCAUGUAGAAUAGUGUUUGUCAACUGUCUUUUGUCUGCCCCAGCACAUGCCACACUCUUACCUGUACCAUUGGUUGAUAAUUGUCAUGACUCAUUUGGACUUGAAGCAAGACUGUCCCCAGGCACAGUAUCGGGAUCCCUGGGGAUUAUGAGUCACGCUCUUUGGAGAACAUGCUCUCUUUUCACCCCCACCUCCUGAGAGCCACUAAUGUAAAAUACAGAAACAUAGCUGAGGAACAAAUAGACUAUUUCCAUACUAAACCAGUUUGUUGACUUUAGAUUUUUUCCAAUAGUGUGAGUAUAUCCAUUGCUGGCAGUGGAGGGCUUGCCAUGAAAAUGCAACUUAUUUAAGACAUUCAUGAGAUGUAUUAACUUGUGCUGUCUCCUUUUAGAAGGGAAAACAAGUGUGGAAUGCAUUGUAUGGGCAAAGAAGCUAUGAAGAUACAUGAUACACUUUGUACAACUAUCCUGCAGCCCAUUGGUUCCUUGUAUUUAUCCCUUGGCUCAAGUUCUGCCCUUUGGAGAAAUACUGAGCAAGUCUUUCAUUCUGUGUGUGACAGCCCUCUGAAUAUUUGAAGUUGUUUGUUGGAACUUCAGGUUAUAACAGCCCUUAGUUCAUUUAUUCCGCAUUUGUUCAAUAAAUAUUUAACUGAAUUCUUCAA
Messenger RNA from Rhinopithecus roxellana (golden snub-nosed monkey), 2236 nucleotides. RefSeq names its product COP9 signalosome subunit 8 (gene COPS8). Gene Ontology annotation, biological process: COP9 signalosome assembly; protein deneddylation. Gene Ontology annotation, cellular component: COP9 signalosome. The transcript has 8 exons. NCBI's taxonomy places the organism in Eukaryota, Metazoa, Chordata, Mammalia, Primates, Cercopithecidae. The record is from RefSeq and is a predicted model, not a curated record. Bases 653 to 1282 code for a protein of 209 amino acids.